GGUGUCUCAUGUGUGAAGAUAUUGGUCCUAAAGCAGCACUGUUCAGAGAUGGAGCUUUGGGGGAGGUGAGGGGAUCACAAGGGCUCUGACCUCCUCAGUGGGCUAUCUAUUGAUAACUGAGGGAACUACUUGUAGCUGACGCCAACUAUGGGUAGUGGGCCAUGGUGGGAGGAAGUAGGUCUCUGGUGGUGUAACCUGGAAAGAUAUUUCUUUCCCCCAAUCGCUUCCUCUUUCUUUUUCACUCUCUGCUUUCUGGUUUCUAUGAUCUGACCAGCUUUCUUCCUCCCCUCCCUUCACCAUGAUGUUCUGCCUCACUCAGUCCCCAACAAUGGAACCUGUCAACCAUCAACAGAAACUUCUGAAUCCAUGAUCUAAAGUGAAUUUUCCACCUGAAUCAUGGAUCAUGUCAAUCACAACUGGACCCAAACUUUCAUCCUUGACGGUUUUACUACCACUGCGACACUACGACCUCUUGCUUUCUUGGGGACCCUAUGCAUUUACCUCCUCACCCUUGCAGGGAACUUGUUCAUCAUUGUCCUGGUUCUCACUGAUUCUGGACUGUCCACACCCAUGUACUUCUUCAUCAGUGUCCUCUCUUUCCUGGAACUCUGGUAUGUCAGCACCACGGUGCCCACACUGCUGCACACCUGGCUCCACGGGCGCUCACCCAUCCCGUCGGUCGCCUGCUUCCUCCAGCUGUAUGUCUUCCAUUCCUUGGGCAUGACUGAGUGUUACCUGUUGGGAGUCAUGGCGCUGGACCGCUACCUAGCCAUCUGCCGCCCACUGCACUACCAGGCACUCAUGAGCAGACAGGUACAGCUGUGGCUAGCAGGGGCCACCUGGGUGGCUGGCUUCUCAGCUGCGCUUGUGCCAGCCAGCCUCACUGGCACUCUGCCCUACUGCCUGAAGGAGGUAGCCCAUUACUUUUGUGACCUGGCACCGCUAAUGCGGUUGGCAUGUGUGGACACAAGCUGGCACGCUCGGGUCCAUGGGGCAGUGAUUGGUGUGGCCACUGGAUGCAACUUUAUGCUCAUUAUAGGACUCUAUGGGGACAUCCUGAGGGCUGUGCUGAGGCUGCCCUCCGCUGCCAGUCGUGCCAAGGCCUUCUCCACCUGCUCCUCCCACAUGACUGUAGUGGCACUGUUCUAUGCCUCGGCCUUCACAGUGUAUGUGGGCUCCUCGGGGAGCCGUCUCGAGGGAACCGACAAGCUCAUUGCUUUAGUUUACACCCUCCUUACUCCUUUCCUCAACCCCAUCAUCUACACACUGCGCAACAAAGAGGUGAAGGAGGCGGUGAGGAGGGUCACUGACAGGCUCAAGACUGUUUUGAGGGGACCCUGAUGAUCUCACCCGGCAUAAUCCAGAUUCCGGGUAACUGGGCGAAUCAGCUGUUUGGUUAAUCAAUCAUCUGGUCUGAGUCAGUAAACGAUAACAUAAUCAAUCUGAUUAUUAGGUCAAAAAAAUACUGCAAACUCCAAACUGAUCUAAGGUGGCCCAUGUAGGUAGAGAGGAGAUAAGGUCUCUGAUUUCUUCCCAAUUGAAUAGGGGAAGAAAUGCCACAGGGAGGAAAAAAACAUGGGGUCCUGGAGCAAAUGUUGAAAGCUGAGUGAUUGACUUAGAGGGUUGUGGAAUUCUGAAAGAAAGAAGACCAACUGAAGCAGGGAGUCGCCAGUUUAGUCGAGACAAGAGUUCUAGAGGAGGAUGAAAAGGGUCGAAGCCAAUUUGGCCAAAAGGAGACUAAAAUUACAACUUGUAUGAAGGUUUAGAUGUGCAGCAGUGAGCCAGGGGCAGAAGCCAUUUAGCUGGUGGAGCCCAGUGAUCCUGAGAUGUCGAGUGACCAGGGUCCACUUCCUAGGGGACAGAAUUAUCUGGACAGAUGGCUGGGAGCUAGAGAUGAUAACUACUGUGUUGUGGGACAAGGGUAAGGAACUGAAGAAUGUUGUCAGGGUUCUCUUUCACAAUCAGGGAGUUCACAUUAAAACAGGACUUGGAGCCAUAUUUUAAGAUCAGCAGUGAACCAACAAAAAGCUUUAUGAGUCUUACCUGUGAAUAAAAAGCAGAGAUAAGGACCCAAUUCUCAGAUCACACACUACUUUUUUAUUUCCCCAGUUUCUCCAGCUUUCCUCUACUGAGCAGAGUUUUGGAAUCACCGAUUAAAUUCAACCUUCAUACUUUAAUAAUGUGUGAAUUUAAAUCACCAAAUACCUGCCAAAGGAUGCUCAGAUAAUCAAUGAGAAAGGCAGAACAGAACAGAACUGGGUGCCGUCGGGAUCUUGAACACUGUUGUUCAUUUUUCUCAUUCUUAUUUAUCUCACUGCUUAAAAAAAUCAAUUCUUUUUUUUUUUUUAAAUGCCUGCCCUAAGUCAGAAACAGUAACUGUUGCUUCAAAUACAUUUUAAUUUAAUCUUCAUAAUAUUCCUCUGAAGAAAGAAGAAUGAUUCCAAUAUUUACCUAAUGAAAAUAGAACUAUUACUGGAAUU
Marmota monax (woodchuck) is the source of this 2480-nucleotide messenger RNA. RefSeq names its product olfactory receptor 6N1-like. Lineage: Eukaryota; Metazoa; Chordata; Mammalia; Rodentia; Sciuridae. Gene Ontology annotation, biological process: G protein-coupled receptor signaling pathway. Bases 397 to 1341 code for a protein of 314 amino acids. Gene Ontology annotation, molecular function: G protein-coupled receptor activity; olfactory receptor activity. The transcript is spliced from 2 exons. Gene Ontology annotation, cellular component: membrane. The record is from RefSeq and is a predicted model, not a curated record.